Messenger RNA from Capsicum annuum, 1649 nucleotides. RefSeq lists its product as uncharacterized. The record is from RefSeq and is a predicted model, not a curated record. The transcript is spliced from 2 exons. Bases 887 to 1438 code for a protein of 183 amino acids. NCBI's taxonomy places the organism in Eukaryota, Viridiplantae, Streptophyta, Magnoliopsida, Solanales, Solanaceae.
GACCAAUUCAUUUCUCAUUCAUUUUGAAGCUUGAAAGGGCUCCAAACUUAACAUUUUUCCUCCCAAAACUGAAUUCUCUUCUUUCCUAAGGGUGUUUGGCCGAAAAUAAUUUUUGGAAAAAAUGAAAUUUCGAAAGGUGACAACCAACCACGUAGUGCCACAUCAUCACUUGUGCUCAACCAAAGUGUUACCCUAAAAUUAGAUUUUUCUAGUUUCUAGUUUUUUUUUUAUUCUAGUUUCUUAUAAGUCAAUGCUAUCCCUAAUUAGUAAGCUAGUAAUUACCUACUAGUUUGGUAAUUAGAUUAGAGUCCGUUGUUUCGCGUCUUUGAUUUUUGUGUGCUUUUCUCGUUUUCAAGCCGUAGUAUUUUGGUUGGUUCAAGUUCAUGCAUCCGUGUCAAAUGAAGAUCCAUUCCGAUUCAAAGCUUCUCACCUCUCAAGUAACUUGCCAAGUAUUGCCGGUUCUCCAACAUUUGUGAAGCCAAGUGUGAGGUGAGAUUGAGUGUGAGUGAAGUGAGGCUUUUGAACUAACUCGUUUGCUUAUUUUGUAGGUUAUUUUGCUUGCUGUUUUUUUUUGCACUUCGUAGGUACAUUUGCCAUGAAAACCGAAGGUACUACUUCCCAACCUUUAGGAAAUGAUGUUAUGGGAGCUUUGAUGGCCCAAAUGGAGGCCUUGAGUCGAGAAAUAAAGAGCGAAAAUGAUGCUAUAAGGAGUGAAUUGGAUGCAAUGAGGGGUGACAUGAUUAGAAUUAGAGCGAGGGUUGAUAGAUUAUAUCCACCAAAGCCUCCACAAAAUUCAAACCACCAAGUCCCAAAUCCACUUUACUAAAUACCUCACACUCCGCAAAAUUCCAUGCCAUAAAUCCAAAUACAUCACCAAUGUAAUCCAAUGUCUCCUUCCCAAGAUUCACUAAACCGAAAUCACCCCAUACAAUUAAAAGAAGAGAUAGUGAUAGAAUUCGAGGGUGAUGAGGUCGGUUUUCAAGAUGGAGAGAAACUUGAUGUUGAGAUACAAGAAGAAUGUAAAGAAGAGAAGGAAAAGGAAAGGGAAGUCGCGGAUAGUGAGGUUGGAAAGGAAAAAAAUUACUUGAUUGUGGGUCUUGUCCACAAAGAACCUUUGUCACUUCCUAACCCAAAAGCUAGCAUUUUGCCUAGCUUUGAUUCUUCUUAUGUGCAGGUACUAGAUGAUAUAAUAAUCAAGAAGGAUCCAAAGGGAGUUCCACAUGAAAGCAUGAGUAAUGAACUAGAGGCUCACUUGACCAAGAGUGCCAAAAAAGUGGACUGCCCAAGCCUUACCCGAGGUGUGAAUUUGAGGACAAAUUCCUUUCAAGAUGGAGAGGAUGAUACAAGCAUAGCACAAAGAGUACGAGGUAAUGUCAAAGGUUCAAGUUGCGGAUUGAAGACCCUUUUGGAGCCUUUCAAGCCUUGUUCAUGCAAAUAGAAGCUUAGCCUUGUGAAGAAGAGCUUUUAAUACACUCCAAGGCAGCCUUGAAUAUACUCCAAAGGUGCCCCAACUUAGGGACAUUAUGGUCUUUUUAGACUACCUUUUUACGCUCCAAAGGAGCACCCUUCAUUAAGGGUAUUUUGAUCUUUUAUGUAAUAAGCUAUAAAUAGAUUCCUUAGGCUUAUUUUUCAUUAGACUUUUGAUGAUA